AUUGAGGUUUUUACUUUUGUCCUUCUUUACAAGUUCUCUUUUCAGUAUUAUUCUAUUCAGCGCUUUAUUAACCGUUUGCUUUUUUAUUGUUCAUACUAUCAGUCUGGCCUUCGACAUACAUAUAGCAAUCAUGCCAGUAGCCGACAUAAAUACGAAGGAGGCAUUGAUACAAUUCAGUGAUGAUGGCACUUCUAGCAAUUCUACUGGAAAUGACUUAUCCACAAGAAGGCCCUCUGAGGUGCUAUUAUAUGCAGCAAUGCAACAAGAGCAGCUUGAGCUUCAGCAAAAAUCACGAUGCGAGACAGCUAAUAGUUGUAGUUUAAAUAGUAAGAAAAGCUCACGCAACUCAGUUUACGAUGAGCCGGAUAACAAUCAAACUGUUGCAGUUGACGUUGAUAUUAGCAGUAGCAACGACAUAAAUAAUGGCGGCGGUAUCAGCAUGGAUAUGAAUAAUUAUGCAAAUGCGAACUUUUGCUUCAGUCUCUCUACGGACCCGUCAACGUCCACUACACCCUCUGCUUUAAACACACCUGAUAAUAAUAGCACAGUGCCAUUUCUAAAAAACUCUUUAAGCGCCAUUCUUGAUCUCACUGAUCAGCAAGCCCAAGCCAUCAUGCAUCCGCUAAACACCAAUACUGCUUUACAACCAAUCACACCUAUGUUAGAAGAUACGAAAGAAGAUGACUGGAAUAUCGAUCAUCACACAACUGAACCUAUAUUACAACCGCUGGAGAAAUUGAAAAUAGAACAUGCAAAUUUACAAUCACCCACUCGAUGCGCAUAUACAGAAAAGCAAAAUGUGUCUGCAUUGCAAGAACAAGAACAGCAGAAGCCACAAUCAAUGGUAUCACAUCAAAACCAACAAUUGCAUACCUACCAUCCAGCUUCUUACGACAGCACAAGUUCAUCACUUUUACAUCAAAGCACGACCUUUUCCAGAGCCGAUCAUCCCGACUCCACCUACAUCAUUAUUGCUCCUCAUGCCCAACAUGAUAAGACUCGUAUAGACUCUGAAAAUCAACAAUUAGGCGACGUACUAAACUCUUCUCAUAGUAAUAGUAGUGCUAGUCAUCUUCUCAAUACAUCAACUGGAAGCUAUCCAUUUACUCAAAACGCAUUGCCUUCCCACACACACAGUGGCACUACUACUCCCACUAGCAGUACUUUUGGGCCUCUUCUACCAAUGAAUUCGGACUAUCUACAUUCUACCUUGACCUCUAUGCUAUCCUCGAAUGCUAUUGAAGCAACAUCAGUACCGAACGUUUCAAAAUCUACAAAAGCAAUAACUGCAUCAAGAAUAACAUCUUCCAUACCACCUACAGCUAUAAAUACGCCUGCUCUCAAUCACAUUGCAUCAGCUCCGUCUAUACCAUCUUCAUCAUUGACCCCUCCCACUUCCUCUCAUUCAACCCCAAAUUAUUUUACACAGCGCCAUAGUUUACCGAGUAGUAGUAGUUGCAAUGAUAGAAGCAGCAGCAGCAGCAGCACGCAUUUACCGAUCAGGCCUUCUGUUUCGUACGGCACAUUGCCUUUCGCCCUAAAUCAAAACAAUUACAGCAAUGAUAGCAUGCAUAACAAUCUGAACCAUGUUACUCAUAAUGAUAGUGGUCCGAUGAAUAGUACUAUGCUAAAUCAAAAUCAAUUCAAUGGUAAAAGGGCCAUUCUCCGGCAGCGAAGAACAAGUGCAUCGGAUGUACAUACAACACAUCGUCCUCAACGCACGUACGGAAGAAGAACCUCCUCUCAUCCUUCCUGAAGCAAUAUACGGUGCGUACAGAUAUCAAUAGUGUGAAUUUAGAUGAUAUUUCGAUGGACUUUCGAAUACAAAAUGCAAUUUAUCCGAGGGCAAAUGUAGACAAAUCUGAGUAUGACGGAAAUAGGUGGAACUACGAAACCACUUGUAAUCAAUUAGGUUGGAAAUUAUGCUGGCUCAACAAGGAACAACUAUUUGGUAGAAGAGGACUUAUUCAAAGAACCGUAGAUUCGUAUCGCAAUCGUCAUAAAGAAAUGCGGUCUAGAAG
Mycotypha africana is the source of this 2021-nucleotide messenger RNA. RefSeq lists its product as uncharacterized. The record is from RefSeq and is a predicted model, not a curated record. NCBI's taxonomy places the organism in Eukaryota, Fungi, Mucoromycota, Mucoromycetes, Mucorales, Mycotyphaceae. Bases 131 to 1756 code for a protein of 541 amino acids. The transcript is spliced from 3 exons.